UUUUCUUCCUAUUCCUCUUUAACUUUUUUUUAUCAAAAGAUCCUAUGAUCUUUAACGUUUUGUUCGGUUUAUCUAUUCUCGUUUCGGCCACCCUCCGAGGAGAAGGAGCAACGGCGGCGUAUGAUCCCACCGAUGUCUUUCUCAUCAAUUGUGGUGCUACCUCCGAUACCAACGACACCAGCGGCCGAACCUGGACGACAGAGUACGGAAAGCUUGUGCGGUCGAACUUAGACAACCUGUCGUUUGCUGCAAAUGCUUCAUACCAAGACGUUGAGGCUUCUCAGGUUCCUUUCACGGAAGCUCGGAUCUUCCGAUCUGAGUUCACUUACAAAUUCCAAGUCUCUCCAGGCUGGAAAUUCCUCCGGUUAUACUUCUACCCGACCCGUUACGGAUCCGACUUCAGUUCCAACAGUUUUUUCUUCUCUGUCACCGUCGACGGUUUAACUCUCUUGAAGAACUUUAACGCCGAUUUAACGGUAAGGACUCUCAAACCGGAAUCAAAAUAUUUGGUCAAAGAGUUUAUCGUUACGGCUUACAAAACUCUCAGGCUCACGUUCACGCCCUCUCCGGAUUCGUUAGCUUUCGUUAACGGCGUGGAGAUUGUCUCCAUUCCUGAUGGUUUUUACACAAAGGGUGGGUUUGAUGACAAAAUAACAAACGUGGGUUCCAGCAUUGACUUCGUGGUAGAUGACGGGAUAGCAUUGGAGACCGUUUACCGCUUGAACGUCGGAGGACAUAUGGUUUCUGUAGUCAACGACACAGGAAUGUUCGAUGAUGAUUUCCUUCUCGGUGAGGAUUCAGGAAUCAUACCAGUGGUACCGGGUGGGAAAAUAAACUACACAGAGAAGACUCCCGCUUACGUUGCCCCGGAUGAUGUGUACAAGACGUCUCGAACGAUGGGGAACGUCAUCAACCGUAGACUUAACCAGAAUUUCAGCAUGACGUGGCUCUUUACAGUUGAUGCUGGGUUUCUAUACCUAGUUAGGCUUCAUUUUUGUGAGACUCUAGCCGAAGUGCACGGACCGGGCCAACGUGUCUUCACCAUCUUCAUCAGGAAUCAGAUUGCAAAGCUUGAAAUGGAUGUGGUUGAGAUGAGCGGUGGUUCUCGAAUUCCGAUGUAUCUAGAUUUCAGUGUAUAUGUGGGUUCUGAAAGUGGUCUUAGACCUGAUCUACGACUUGACUUGCAUCCUUACACGGAAAAUGCCCCAAAGUAUUAUGAUGCUAUUCUGAAUGGUGUAGAGAUUCUGAAGCUGAUCAAUGAUGAUGGUAUUGUUGGACCAAAUCCAAAGCUUGUAAUGUCCGGGGGAGAAUCACAUGUGACUGGACAUAAACGGGUCGUUACAAUAACACUCAUAGCUGUCGGUUCUGCGACUGGACUGGUGUCUAUCAUUGUUUUACUCAUCUUGUUGGUGCAACGUCAGAUAAAGAGGAAGAAAUAUAGGCAGAACAAUAGUGUGGCUAUGUUCAAGGUCCUACUUAAACAUUACACUUAUGCAGAAGUGAAGAAAAUUACAAAAUCAUUUUCACAUAUGAUUGGAAAAGGAGGAUUUGGAACUGUUUAUGGUGGAAACCUUUGUAAUGGUCGUAAGGUUGCAGUUAAUGUAUUAAAGGAUUCAACGGGAAAUGGAGAAGAUUUCAUCAACGAAGUUGCAAGCAUGAGCCAAACAUCUCACAUAAACAUUGUUUCUCUGCUUGGUUUUUGCUAUGGAGGGUCCAAAAGGGCGAUUGUAUAUGAGUUUCUCGAGAAUGGGUCUCUGGAUCAGUUUAUCUCUAGAAAGAAGCCUUUGACUCUGGAUGUGACAACUCUAUAUGGAAUCGCGCUAGGCGUUGCUCGGGGAUUGGAGUACUUGCACUAUGGCUGCAAAUCAAGAAUUGUCCAUUUCGACAUUAAACCUCAAAACAUUCUGUUAGAUGGUAAUCUUUGUCCUAAAGUCUCAGACUUUGGCCUUGCUAAACUAUGUGAAAAAAGAGAAAGCAUUGUGUCAUUGAUAGACACAAGAGGAACUAUAGGUUACAUUGCACCUGAGGUGUUCUCAAGAAUGUACGGUGGAAUCUCCUAUAAGUCUGAUGUGUAUAGCUAUGGAAUGCUGGUGAUCGAGAUGUUGGGGGCAAGAAGCAAAGAAAUAGUUGAAACCGCGGAUUCCAACGCUACUUCGGCAUACUUUCCUGAUUGGAUCUAUAACGAUCUUGAAAAUGGACAACAAACGUGGAUACUCGGAGAUGAAGUAACUAUGGAGGAAAACGAGAUUGCAAAGAAGAUGAUAUUGGUGAGUCUCUGGUGUAUUCAACCAUGCCCAAUGGAACGUCCACCCAUGAACAGAGUUGUUGAGAUGUUAGAAGGAAGUUUGGAUUCUCUUGAAAUUCCCCCUAAACCUUCUAUGCAUAUUUCCAGAGGGUUGGUUACUGAUCAAUCUUCUUCUCUUCCUUUAUUUUCUCAUGGCGAGGAGGAAGCUGGAGGAAAUACUGAAACCUUUGAUUCUAUAAAUAUUUAGCGCAAAAUAUGUUUUUGAUGAUUCUAUAGAAAGAAGUCCAAAUAACAAAGAUAGAUUGUAAGAAAAACUUUAAUAUUCUUUAUUAAAAGAAUGUUCAAAAACUACAACUGCCUUUAUGUUUCUCCUUGUGUGAAAUAUAUACAAGACCCAUAGCGUCCACAUUGUAUUUGCUGUUACUUUUGGGUAAAGUUGGCACGACCGACUCAUGUGCUAUUUUAGUUUUCAUCAUCAAAACUCAAAAGUAAUAUGUAUUCCCAAAUCGCGGAGGACAAGAAACAACAACACCAAUUGGAAUUGGGGAAAUUGGGAAUGUAUGUUAUAUAGAGAAUAGAUCGCAUCGAUAACCAGCUCUGAUAUCAAAUGAAAAACCUAU
This is a messenger RNA of Brassica oleracea var. oleracea, 2865 nucleotides long. RefSeq names its product probable receptor-like protein kinase At5g39030. Gene Ontology annotation, biological process: protein phosphorylation. Gene Ontology annotation, molecular function: ATP binding; protein kinase activity. The record is from RefSeq and is a predicted model, not a curated record. Lineage: Eukaryota; Viridiplantae; Streptophyta; Magnoliopsida; Brassicales; Brassicaceae.